Penicillium canariense is the source of this 363-nucleotide messenger RNA. RefSeq lists its product as uncharacterized. The record is from RefSeq and is a predicted model, not a curated record. Lineage: Eukaryota; Fungi; Ascomycota; Eurotiomycetes; Eurotiales; Aspergillaceae. The coding region runs from base 1 to 363 and encodes 120 amino acids. The transcript has 2 exons.
AUGAAGGGACUUAAAGGCCUCAUAAAAUCCAAGCCAGAGAGUACGGGCAACAACCAAACAGAAUAUCCACCCGGCUCUGAAGGGUGGAAAUUAGCCCAGAAAGAACGCUCCGACCAGUAUUUCAACCAUACAACAAGCAAGAAGUGGGACACAAUUUACAAAUGGGGGCAAUCUAUCAUCGAAGUCAACAUCCAACUAGCAGAGACUGUUCGACGUGAGCAAUCUGUCAAAGAGGAAAUUCGUCGACUUAUGAUGAGUUUUGAACCCGAAGACAAGAAACAAGUACAGACAUUAAAUGACAACUUGGCCGACUUGAAUCGGAAGUACGGUUAUCUCAGCACAGAGCACCCGCUUGGCAUCUAA